Molecule: messenger RNA, 1923 nt
Organism: Brassica napus (rape)
Lineage: Eukaryota; Viridiplantae; Streptophyta; Magnoliopsida; Brassicales; Brassicaceae
Product: organic cation/carnitine transporter 1-like
Exons: 2
Coding region: 78-1784 (568 amino acids)
Biological process (GO): transmembrane transport
Cellular component (GO): membrane
Molecular function (GO): transmembrane transporter activity
Source: RefSeq, a predicted model, not a curated record
AUAAUUAGUGACUCAAUACCCACAGUAUCCUUUUAUUAGCUUGUUUAUUCGAGAGUGAUACAAAACGUAGCUCGACCAUGUGUAUAAAUAUAUAUGGUUACUUACUUAAGACAUAUCAAUCAUCAAAACAAAACCUUAAAACAAGAUUAUUUACACCUGAAACAACAGAAAAAAUGAAACCUUCUGAACCUCCGAAGCUUGUGGCUGCAUCAUCAAACAUAUCGAAUGAUCCAUCAGCAUCGGAGAAAGGAGAAGCAACAAGCCAACAACAAUCCAGCAAUGGUUAUGCACUCACAGUUGACGAGGUGAUCGAGCAACACAUUGGAGCACUUGGGUUUGCACAGAUAGUGCAUGCUCUUUUGGUCUCUAUUGCUUGGACCUUCGAUGCUCAGUCCACUCUUAUAUCCAUAUUCUCCGACGCUAAGCCCGCUGCGAGGCUUCUCACAACGGGAGCCAUCGUGGAAGGCUCGAUGUUGUGUGGGUUGUCCACCGGAGAGUGGGAAUGGGUUGGAGGAAAGAGCGACACUAUUGUUUCAGAGUGGAAUCUUAUAUGUCAACAUAAGUUCCUCGUUGCUCUUCCAUCCACUCUUUUCUUCAUCGGAUCUCUCUUUGGUUCUGGAGUUUAUGGAUAUCUUGCUGAUUCAUGGUUUGGUCGGAAAAAGACACUAUUUAUCUCUUGUCUUUUAACGUUUGUCACUGCUUUAGCGAUCUCCUUUUCUCCAAACGUUUGGGUUUACGCGUUCUUGCGUUUCGCAAACGGUUUUUUCAGAUCAGGAAUUGGUUCUUGUUGUAUCGUGCUUGCUACAGAGGUCGUCGGUAAGAAAUGGCGUGGGCAAGUAGGGCAAUACGGUUUCUUCUUCUUCACGUUAGGGUUUCUAUCUCUACCACUCAUGGGUUACUUGGAGAGAAAGUCAUGGAGAAACCUUUACAGAAUCACAUCCCUUCUUCCUCUUGGAUACGCUGUUUUUCUCUUGCCCUUUGCUUAUGAGUCCCCUCGAUGGCUUCUCGUCAAAGGACGUAACAAAGAAGCCAUGGUAGUCUUGAAGAAACUCGCGAGGCGCAAUGGGAAACAACUUCCAGCUGAUCUAAGCCUAGUCGAUCCGAUUCAAGGAAGAGAUGAUCCAUCUUUCUCGUCAUCUGAGAACUUUUGGAGGACUAAAUGGGCAGUAAAGAGGAUCGUAAUGGUGAUGAUGGCUGGAUUUGGCACUGGUUUUGUUUAUUAUGGAAUCCAACUAAACGCUGAGAAUCUCAACUUCAAUCUUUACUUAACUGUUGCGGUGAACGCUCUCAUGGAGUUUCCAGCGGUUUUCAUCGGAAGCUUCCUCUUAGGGGUCAUGAACCGUCGUCCGUUGUUCUCCAACUCAUCAUACCUAGCUGGAAUCUGUUGCUUACUCUGUGCGGUUCUCUCUCUUCACCGUGUGACCCGUGCACUACCUGUUUCCAAAUGGCUGCAGCUAGCAGUUGAGGCGGUUGGGUUCAUGGCGUCCUCAACGGCCUACGAUGUCCUAUAUGUCUAUGGCGUCGAGCUGUUCCCUACAAACGUGAGGAACUUUGCGGUUUCGCUCUUGCGUCAAGCGUUCAUGCUAGGAGCAUCUGCAGCACCGUUGCUAGUUGCAUUGGGGAGAGAAAGCGCGAUGAUGUCUUUCAUUGUGUUUGGUGUUGCGUCUGUGUUGAGUGGCGUAGUGAGUAUCUGGCUAAGGGAAACAAGAAACGCUCCACUUUAUGAAACACUGACGCAGCAGGGGAAGGCUGAAGAGAUGGAAAACGAAACAGAACACUCUUGAUCACUAGUACUGUUCAUUUCUGCGUUGUAUGUCCAAUGAUUUGAAACAUGUAAAAAACCUUUCGGUUUUCCACUAAAUUGUAUCAAACGUUGAUUGUUUAUUUUGAAAAAGUCCUAAAAAUCGAUUGGGCAGUGACUAA